Molecule: messenger RNA, 3434 nt
Organism: Aspergillus ochraceoroseus IBT 24754
Lineage: Eukaryota; Fungi; Ascomycota; Eurotiomycetes; Eurotiales; Aspergillaceae
Product: putative sister chromatid cohesion factor (Chl12)
Exons: 1
Coding region: 124-3054 (976 amino acids)
Cellular component (GO): nucleus
Molecular function (GO): ATP binding; ATP hydrolysis activity; DNA binding
Source: RefSeq, a predicted model, not a curated record
AGAGGGUGACCACUGACUUGGAUAGACACCCCUACAAGACCACCAAAGAAUACGCGACGGCAAACCCUGUGCUCACCGAGUAACGACCUUACGCUGUUUCCCUCUUCUCCUCCAGCUCCCAGCAUGCCGUUCAUAUCAUCUCCAGUUUUGUUUCCGCCAAGUGCCCCGUCCCCAGACUCUCAGAAGCGCAAGCAUGACGAAUCUCAAUCAACAGAGCCCAAACGACAAAAGAUAAUGGGCGGGUUUCUAGACGAUGAUGACGACAACGAAGAUGAACUAGAGGCUUUUCACGAUGCCCAACUUAAAAGUCAGUUUGACAUCGAAGAACAAAUUAUCGAACAGCCGUCCGCAGAGCUUCCUGAUAUUCCUAGACAGCCACCCCCCGUGGUUACAUCUAUCCCUGAUCGGAGUAUAUUAGAUACAUCCCACACGCCAUCAAGACGAGCGCCUAUCUCAAUUCAGAUCAAGACAUGUUCUGGGAAAACGCUAAGCGUUCCGUUGAGACAAUCCUCUGCUCGCGUCUCUUACGAGAGGCUAGUUGCUGGUCGAUCAAUCACUGCUCCUGGGAGAGCUCAGAAAAGUUUUUACGGCAUCGAGAUACAUAAACUACUUGAUGAUGUUAAGCAGGAGGCUGCCCAGACUGAGGUGUCUAAACCACUCCCCAACAAACCCGCUGUAAAGCCGUCGAUUGAAGCCCCUCUCGGGGAUCAGAAGAGUAAAAGACUCUCUGCGGCAAUGUGGACAGAAAAGUACCGCGCUCGCAAAUACACCGACCUCAUUGGGGAUGAACGCACUCACCGAUCUAUCCUGCGCUGGUUACGAGCAUGGGACCCCAUUGUCUACCCGAAUAUUUCCCGGUCUAAACCAAAGAAGCCGGCUUUUAACACCGAAGAGGAGGAACGGGUUCACCGAAAAGUUCUUCUUCUUUGCGGUCCGCCUGGCUUGGGUAAAACUACUCUGGCUCACGUCUGCGCCAAGCAGGCGGGGUAUGAGGUUUUGGAAAUCAACGCCAGCGAUGAUCGAAGCAGAGAUGUGGUAAAGGGGCGAAUCCGCGAUGCUCUCGGUACGGAGAAUGUCAAAGGAAGAAACGUAGAAGUUGGCGAACAGAAGAUACGCAAAGUUGGACGGCCUGUUUGCGUUGUUGUCGACGAGGUGGAUGGAGUCGUUGGUGGAUCCGGGGGUUCUGGGGAGGGAGGUUUUAUGAAAGCCUUAAUCGAUCUAGUACUUCUAGACCAAAAGAACUCCACCCGCACAUCUGAACAAGCAUCUGGAAGAAAAAGAAGGGGAGACAACUUCCGAUUUCUUCGCCCGCUCAUUUUAGUCUGCAACGACGUAUACCAUUCGAGUCUACGGCCACUGAGAGCAUCCUCUAUCGCUGAGAUUAUUCACGUGCGUCAGGCUCCCUUGGAGAAUGUUGUGACUAGGAUGAAGAAUAUCUUCACACUGGAGGGAAUUCCAGCUGAUAAUGACGGAGUGAGACGUCUUUGUGAAGCAUCCUGGGGCCUUGCCAAAAGAAGGCAAAGAGGAGUUAAAAGCAGCGGAACGGCAGAGGGGGAUAUUCGAAGCGUCCUAGUAGCUGCCGAAUGGGUGGCUCAUAAACUGAGAAGCGAAAGCACCUCUGCUUUGAGGCUAACGAAAAGCUGGCUUGAGCAGCGGGUCCUUGGCGAUGGCGGAGGCAGCUCAUUCUUCAAAGGCUUAAAUCGCGGUGGAGUGCGUGAUAUUGUAGACCGUGUCUUCACCGAAGGAGCAGGGUUCCCUGAUGUGCCCCUGGGCGCGGGCUCGUUCCAAGACCCGUUUGAUCGCUCAGGCGGAAAGACACCCGUGGACGUCGCAAGCAUGAAGAAACGCCAUGCCGUCACUAGACUCCGCGAGAUGGUCGAGGCCAGCGGGGACCAUGACCGGUGCACUGCUGAAUGCUUCACUUCAUAUCCCAUACAACCAUACCAAGACGACACAUUCCUCUCGAAGCCCAACCUAGCCUACGACUGGCUGUACUUUCACGAUACCCUGUCAUCCAGAGUCUACUCGGCCCACGACUGGGAGCUUGGCCCAUAUCUCAGCCAGUCCGUCACAGCAUUCCACCUCCUUUUUGCCACUGCACAAGGCCGAGUUCAAUGCAAAGAGCCCGACGAGGACGAAGAAGAGGCGCACCCUUUCUCGGGACCUCGAGCUGAAUUCGCCGCCUUUGAGGCCCACAAACAAAACCAAGCCCUAAUCACAGGAUUCCAAUCAUCCUUCUCCGCUCCGAUACUCCGUCUUUUCCGAUCAACAGAUAGCCUAACCACUGAGCUCCUCCCAAACAUCGUACAGAUGCUCUCACCAGACGUCAAGCCCGUCGUCGUCCGAGGAAACGGCGACCAGAAGAGCGUGGCCAGCGUGCGCAAAGAAAGCGAACGAGCUCUCGUCCAAGCCGCCGUCCGAGUGAUGACCGGCCUAAACGUGACAUUCGAGAAAGUCCGAGUCGAGAACGAGGGCGGCGCAUAUGGCGGAUGGGCGUAUCGAAUGGAACCGUCAGUAUCCAUCCCUCUUCCUCUUCUUCUUUUCUUCUUCCAGUAUCUAACCAAUCCCUCGAAACGCAUACACAUAUAUAUAUAUAUAUAUAUAUACAGACCCCUAGACUCCCUCGUCACAUUUUCCAAAACCAACGGCCUCUCCACCCGCACCGCCCCAGUGCGGUUCGCCGUCCGCCAAGUCCUCGACCAGGAAUACCGCAAGGAAACCACGCGCAAGCAAUCCGAGACCCUGAGCGCCAUGCACCAACCCAGCAACAGCCGGAACCACCUCCCGCGCAAGCCCGCGGACGCCCAGGACGCAGCAAGCAAGGUCCCAAGACCGGGGCGUGCAGUGAAGCGUGACUUUUUCGGGCGAGUCAUCGAGGAUCCGACGACGGUGUCUGGGGCGGACGAUGCGCCAGCGACUCGAAGGGAGGCUUCUUCUUCUUCUUCUUCUUCUUCUUCUAACACGGAGAGGAAGGUCUGGGUGACGUAUCACGAUGGGUUUUCGAAUGCCGUGCGCAAGCCGAUUUCGUUGGCGGAGUUGUUGGCUGGGUUGUAGGGUUAGUUUCGAGUAUAUUAAUUUGUUCUCGGUUGUAGGAAUGAUGUGUCAUGAUUGUAUGAUUUGAGUGCAUGCCUACCUAAUAUUUUAUACACACAUAGAGAGAGAGAGAGAGAGAGAGAGAGAGCUUCUCUAUAAGAAGGGUGAAAAGGUGGUAAACCAGGGCUUUUAUUUUCUAGCACUUAUUCAGGGUAUGACACCAAAAAAAAAGACAUGACUAUAUAUACGCAUGCAAAAGAAAACCAUAGAUAGAUAGCAUUAGCAUCAGGGAGAAAUAGAAAGAAAAAAGAAAAAAAAAAAAGAAUUAUCUACGCCUGGCUCUUCAACUUCUCCGUCAACUCAGGAACCUUCUCAAACAAAUCCCCUACGAGUCCCACAUC